AUGGCUCCCUUGCAGCUGGCGGUGUUGUGGCGUCUCUCUGUCAUUUUUUUCCUCUCCUCCUUCCUUUUCUUUCUGGAUGUUUUUACCGUCAGCAGUGACCGCUGUCCUCCUGGUGACACUAACUCCUCCGAGUCUGACCUGUAUGACCUUCAGUCUGCUCCCUGGAACCAGAGCCGGACUCAGUCAGUGUGUGUAUGGGGAGGAUGGAUGUCUCAUGGUCAGACUCUCUACAUGACCGGACUUCUGCUUGGCUCCCUGUGUGGUGGAGCCUUGUCUGACUGGUAUGGGAGACGGGUGGUGCUCCUGGUGUGUGUGUCUGUCCAUGCAGUGUGUGGUGUCAUCCCUGCAGCUCUUCAUCACCCCCUCCUCUUCCUCACUCUGCGCUGUCUGACCGGGGUCUGCUGCUGCUGUAUAAACAUCUGUUCUUUCAGUCUAGGUGUUGAAUGGAGUCUGCCUCAGUACAGGGUGUGGCCCCCGGCCCUCCUCGCCUUCUCCUUCAGUCUGGGGAUGAUGGCUCUGGCUCCUGUCGCUUACGCCUGCUCCUCCUGGACUCAGCUCCACCUCGCUGUGGGCCUCCCUCAGGUCCUCACUCUACCAGUCUGCAUAUCCGUCCCAGAGUCUCCUCGCUGGCUGGCCCUGAAGCACAAAGCUAAAGUUUUGGAUUGUUACCGGAACCACAGCCCUGCAGAUAAACACUGUCUGGACCUGUUGUUAGACAGAGAUAAAACUGGCGUGAAAGAAGAUACUGAGCGAGGGGAGGAGCCAAGCCAUCCUAAAGGCCACACCUUCUGUGAUGUCAUCCUCCUGAGACAUCCCACUGUGCUUCUGCGCUUGGCAAUCAUGAGCUACCUGGGGUUGGUGUCGGCAUUGACCUAUUACGGCAUCUGUCUCAACAUCGGCUCCUUCGGUGUCAAUGUUUACGCCGCCCAGUUCUUCUCCGGCCUAUCAGAGGCGCCCUGCCUCCUUGUCCCGUUCCUAUUGGCUCGCUGGGGACGGCGACCAAUGAGCAUGCUUGCCCUGUUCCUGAGUGGAAUGGCCUGUCUCAUGUCACUUUUGGUUUCUCGUUUUUAUGACCAGCCCAUGUUAGUGAUGUCAUUGGCUUUGCUGGGAAAAUUCUGUAUGCUGACAACAGUCUUCGUCUCCCUGCUGUACGGCAUUGAAUUGUUUCCGACAAUGGUCAGGCAGAGAUGUGUAGCUUUGGUGAACCUGUGUUUCAGGAUUGGAUGUCUCUUCAACUCCCUGGUCAGUGCCACACAAGGAAUCCCAUUGGCAGCCAUGAUUGUGUACAGCUGUGGGCCAAUCAUCGGCUGUGGACUGUGUGUGUUUCUACCGGAGACCAGCGGGGAGCCUCUCCCCGAUUCUGUCGAGGACUGUGACAGACAGCCAACGCUCCGCCUACUGUCCCUGACCACCACCUGGAAGAGAUGGCUCUCUGUGGAUGACCAUGCUGCUAAACCAGAGGUCCCAUCAGGAGAGAAGGAGCUGGCCCAGACAGGAAAGGCGCUGUUAACAGAUACGCAAACACCGUGUACAUGAAUCACAUGCACCAUGCACACA
Molecule: messenger RNA, 1557 nt
Organism: Lampris incognitus (smalleye Pacific opah)
Lineage: Eukaryota; Metazoa; Chordata; Actinopteri; Lampriformes; Lampridae
Product: solute carrier family 22 member 6
Exons: 10
Coding region: 1-1536 (511 amino acids)
Biological process (GO): transmembrane transport
Molecular function (GO): transmembrane transporter activity
Source: RefSeq, a predicted model, not a curated record